Messenger RNA from Striga hermonthica, 221 nucleotides. Lineage: Eukaryota; Viridiplantae; Streptophyta; Magnoliopsida; Lamiales; Orobanchaceae. The record is from the annotation of a GenBank genome assembly.
AUGUCACCGGUGCUCAGAAUCUCCAGUCGCCUUCUCCGAGGAGUGCGACCAGCCAUGGCGACUUGUGGCCAUCGUCGACCUUCAGCCCGUCCUUGGAACAACAGCCCCGUCACUGAUCAUUAUACUGGAAACAUCAGCCCUUCCAUCUCCGACCAACACCCAUCGUCCGAGUUUCAAAAUAGUCGAACAAUCUCAGUCGAUCGUCAUCCUCACGAGAUCUG